UCUUCAAUCCAAAAAUCUCCGAGUGUGACUUGUUGGGGGUUCAGGGUUUAUCGUUCGUCCUCCGUCCUCCUCUAAUUUCUAAUUUCAAGCUUGCGGUAAGUUGUUUCUAGUUACAACCUCUUAGUUUAAUCCCGGAACAGAUUAGGGUUUUUGUUUGUUUCCUUCCAGAGAGGGAAUUACUAGCGUUUUAGUUUGAAUUGGGCACAACUACAACUAUGGGUUUGUUGAGGAUUGAGAGAAUAUGUGAUUUGCCCGACGAUUUGCUGUUGCAAAUCUUACUCCGCGUCCCGACGAAAGAUGCAGUGGCCACUGGUAUCUUGUCUAAAAGAUGGCGUUGCGUUUGGAAGAUGCUCCAUGAACUCGCCUUCAAACACGACCAAGGGAGCGAGAGCUUUGGGUGGUUUGUUGACAAGUCACUGCAACACCAUAAGGCACCGAAACUAGUAAGACUGGUUGUCGAACUGGGUCCACAAUGUCCUCCUGUUGACGUAGUAGAUGUCAGAAAGUGGGUUGGCAAAGCUGUUAACCACGGUGUGAAAAGAUUAGAUUUCAGUCUCCUCUGGACAGGAGAGCCCACAAGCUUACCUGAGAGCCUUUACACAUGCGACUCGCUUGUUUCUUUAACUCUAUCAAACCAGAUUCUAAUUGACAUUUCUUUCCCCCCUAGCCUACCAUCUCUCUCUUUUCUGAAACUUGCCUAUGUGGUCUACAAAGACGAAGAAUCUCUUGCUAGGCUUUUAUCAAGUUCCCCGGUUCUCAAACAACUGGUGCUUAUACGACCUGCUAAAGAUGACAACUUGACAAACGUUACCGUGAAAGUGCCUUCGUUGAAAUGUUUAACUUAUCUGACCGAAGAGGAAGAGGAAGAGGAA
Molecule: messenger RNA, 872 nt
Organism: Camelina sativa (false flax)
Lineage: Eukaryota; Viridiplantae; Streptophyta; Magnoliopsida; Brassicales; Brassicaceae
Source: RefSeq, a predicted model, not a curated record